This is a messenger RNA of Xyrauchen texanus (razorback sucker), 2760 nucleotides long. RefSeq lists its product as uncharacterized. The transcript is spliced from 8 exons. Bases 1050 to 1736 code for a protein of 228 amino acids. The record is from RefSeq and is a predicted model, not a curated record. NCBI's taxonomy places the organism in Eukaryota, Metazoa, Chordata, Actinopteri, Cypriniformes, Catostomidae.
AUAGAUAGCGAGAGAGAGAGAGAGAGAGAGAGCGAGAGCGAGUACACUGCAGAACACCGGCGUAGAGGGACAUGGAGGGAAAAAAGUAGAAGGUUGAAAAAGAAGGCAUCUUUUGAAUCACGACCGACGAACGGCCAACAGACGACAUAGUUUGGAAACACCGGACCCUUUCUGGUUGGUUGUAGGCUAUAGAGGCACCUGUCAGAACACAUGGAGAGGAAGUUUGCAGUGGUGCGGUGGCGUGAAGGGGAGGAUUUUGGGAAGCUCAGUGACAUAAAAACCGAUGCCAUAAGGGGGUAUGAUGAUUCCAAGAUGGACCAGGAUGGGAAUCCCUUUGCCACCUACUCAGCCGUAAUUGAAUGGCUCAUGGGAAGAAACAACGAGGAGGCUGGCCUCACUACAGAGGCACUGUCAUUUUUGUUAGUGGUAAGUUAAGAGUUACUAACUUACUCUAAUUCACACAAACACAAGUACUAUGUGGUUUUGAUGCUGUAAGUGCCACAAUCAGUAUGUCAUCUGACAACUAUGUCAAAAAUGAACUAAAAAUUUAACUAUGUUAAAAAUGAGAUGAGAUAAUAACACUUUGACAGUUGAAACCAGGUUGAAUAAAGCUUUUUGAAUAGUUGUUUAUGUCAGGUGUCAUGUAUACCUUAUGCAUAACCCCCUGAAUAUUUGCAUAGAGUAUACAUAGGGUAUGCAAGUAUACAAGUAUAUGAGCAAUGCUUACAGAGCAUGCAUGCAGUGCUUGCACUUAUUUUGGAGCACACAUCACUAACUUCAAGUAUAUUUUCAGUCUUAGUGUUACAAGAGGGUGAUCUGGUGUAAUCAGCUGUUUGAGUAUAACUCUGGUCUAUUUGCUUUUGUUUUCUAGCUACUCGUUUUGAGACAAUCCGUAAACUCACUGCUGAAGGAAGAAGAACCUACAGAGCUGACAAAGAAGGCCUCAGUGGCCCCCCAAAAAUAUGGGGACGAUUCAGAUUGCUCAACUGAUAUUGAAACUCAGUCUCAGCAAGCAAAAUUGACGUUAAUUUACUUUUAGCUCCUAUGCAAUGACCAUAUUUCCCAGUGGUACAAUGUACAUAGAAUGUAAGUCAAAGGCUCCCAGGAGGACAGACCCUGCAGAAGAGUUUCUUAAGCUAUACGGUCAAUCACAGCCUUCUUCAGAUAAUCACAACAGUCUGACUCAGACUGUGGUUGAAUUAAAGCAGGAGAUCAAGGACCUGAAAGAAGAGAACGCAAAGUUGAAGGAGAUUGUUCUUCAAGAUGUGCCAGGACUCCUACUGAGCUUGAGGAAUAUAAUAGAUUCGGCUGCACCUCCUAAGAGAUCCAGGGUGGAGCCUACCACAGCAUUACCGGCCCUUCCAGGGUCUCCGCAGUCCAGGUCCAGUUCUCCAUGUGCCACUUCGCUGUCCCUCCCCAGAUCUACGCUGUCCAGUUCCACAUCUGUGUCUCCAUCCCUGACUGCCUCCCAGUCUUCUAAGGUUGAGAUCUAUCCUGGGACCGGAGUCAUGGUUGAGAAACUGGCGUGGGCCUAUGCCCUCAAUGCCAAUUCGGCAACAGUCUUUGUGAGGCAUCUGCUCACCGCAGUCUUUCCAGUGGAAAGACUGCUGGUGAGCAAUCUUCGAGGGAACAAACGAGGCGGAGGAGAGGCUCGUCGACCAUUAGACAAAAAUAAAUUGGAUGCCAUUUACACAAGAACAACAAGUCAGCAUACAGAGAGGAAGUGCAGCGGCUAACGGACUGGUGUAGAGCUAACAACCUGUCUCUGAAUGUGGACAAAACAAAAGAGAUGGUUGUUGACUUCAGGAGAGCACAGAGUCACCACUCUCUGCUGAACAUUAACGGAAAGCCAAGCAGCGUCUCUACUUUCUUUGAAGGCUGAGAGAAGAACAUGUCGUACCCCCCAUCCUCACUACAUUCUAUAGAGGGACUAUUGAAAGCAUCCUGAGCAGCUGCCUGGUUCGUGACUUGCACCGGUUCGGACCGCAAAGCCAUGCAGAAGUAUUGAGGACAGCUGAGAAGAUCAUCAGGGUCUCUCUUCCCUCCAUCAAAUACAUUUACAUCAAACGCUGCAUCCGCAAAGCAACCAGCAUUGUGGAUGACCCCACACACCCCUCACACAAACCUUGGCAGGAGGUACCGAAGCAUGUUACACAGCCAGACUGUGUAACAGCUUCUUCCCCCAAGCCUUCAGACUCCUCAAUACUCAGAACUGGACUGACACACACACACACACACACACACCUGUACACCAUCCAACUUUUGCACAUGUCCAGAGUUGCACUUUUAUCUAAUUCAUUGUCACUUUACCUGGCUGCUACCUCAAUAACCGCUAUGUCCAUAGAACAUUAUUUCAUAGUAUGUUGUUUACAUUUAGCAUUUUAGAAAGUGUCAUCUUUUUGCACUGCUCGAUUAUAAAUGUGUACUGGUCAGCGAUGCACUGCCUCUCACUGUGCCUAUUGUCCUGUUCCAUUUAGUAAUUUAUUGUACUGUCCCAUACUUUUUGCACACGUUGCACGUGCACUUUAAGUAGAAAUGUUAUUUAGUCUGUGUAGUCUCAUGUGGUUCUGUGUUUGUCCUAUGUUGUUAUGUAGAACUAUGGUCCUGGAGGAACGUUGUCUCUUUUCGCUGUGUACUGUACUAACUGUAUAUGGUUGAACGACAAUAAAACCACUUGACUUGACUUGACAAAAGUGGCUUAGUGAUUUGCCUCAAUCUGGGUGGCGGAGGACGAAUCUCAAUUGCCUCUGCAUCUGAGAC